CAGUCCCCUCCGCAGGGAACACCGCGACGUUACUGUGGCUCCCUGAGAGCCAACGGUUAGCAAGGCAGGGCUUGCCUGAGCUCGUCGGCUUGGUGAGCAUUGUAGGAUGGGGCUGUCGUCACUUUCCUUUGACUGGAUUUUUUCUUCUGCGAGUUUGGAGACGAAGCCAUCUAGGAUUGGGGCCCUUAACCUAGGGACUUUUUGCAGUGACCUGCGUGGGAAGUUCUAGUUCAGCUGCCCAAGCCCAGGUGUUUGAGUCACAUUGUUUGUGGAGAGAUGCUCAGACUGUGAUCCAUACGUGAGACUUAAGAGCAACUGAGAAACCAGCAAAUUUACAUCACCCACAUCAUACUUACCCCAAGAUAAUGAAUUCUGAAUUAGUGAAUAGUGUGGUAGGAAGCUAUCUUAAGCCUCCAGAAAAAGUGCUUGUUCCAUCCUUCACCCAGAAUGAGUCAUCUCAGACUUGCCAACCCAAAGACUUAGAAAUCACCUCUGCUAAAGGGUUUCAUAGCCCAAAUAGACAAGCUCUUAUUUUGGCCUUAAAAACUCUUCAGGAAAAGAUUCAUCGUUUAGAGCUAGAGAGAACACAAGCUGAAGAUAAUCUGAACACACUUUCCAAAGAGGCAGCACAGUACAAAAAGGCCUUAGAGAAUGAAACAAUUGAAAGAAAUUUGGCACAUGAGGAACUGAUAAAGCAGAAAAAAGAUAUAAGUAUACAGUUAUGCUCAGCCCAAUCUCGUUGUAUCCUUCUAGAGAAGCAACUAGAAUAUACUAAGAGAAUGGUUCUCAAUGUAGAGCGAGAAAAGAAUAUGAUCCUAGAACAACAGGCCCAGCUUCAAAGGGAAAAAGAACAAGGUCAGAUGAAGCUGCAUGCAAAACUUGAAAAGCUUGAUGUUUUAGAAAAAGAGUGUUUUAGACUUACAGCAACUCAGAAAACUGCUGAGGACAAGAUUAAACAUUUAGAGGAAAAACUCAGGGAAGAAGAACAUCAGCGUAAGCUGUUUCAAGACAAAGCUUCUGAGCUUCAAACUGGACUUGAAAUCAGUAGAAUUUUAAUGUCUUCCGUGUCAAAUCCAAAACACUCCAGGGAAAAGAAGAUAUCUUCAAAGGUAUGCAUAUAAAACUUUUUUCCAGACAAUAUUUUCUUAUUUGCUAAUUCUUAUUUA
This is a messenger RNA of Otolemur garnettii (small-eared galago), 1166 nucleotides long. It is a transcript of the gene CEP57L1, whose product is annotated as centrosomal protein 57 like 1. Gene Ontology annotation, molecular function: identical protein binding; microtubule binding; gamma-tubulin binding. NCBI's taxonomy places the organism in Eukaryota, Metazoa, Chordata, Mammalia, Primates, Galagidae. The coding region runs from base 366 to 1121 and encodes 251 amino acids. Gene Ontology annotation, cellular component: centrosome. The transcript is spliced from 8 exons. The record is from RefSeq and is a predicted model, not a curated record.